Molecule: messenger RNA, 3307 nt
Organism: Scomber scombrus (Atlantic mackerel)
Lineage: Eukaryota; Metazoa; Chordata; Actinopteri; Scombriformes; Scombridae
Product: MAP7 domain-containing protein 1-like
Exons: 17
Coding region: 266-2689 (807 amino acids)
Biological process (GO): microtubule cytoskeleton organization
Cellular component (GO): microtubule cytoskeleton
Source: RefSeq, a predicted model, not a curated record
GGCACUGUACACCCACAAGAUCUGUGCUUUCUAACAAGACAUUGACGGCUGUUUAUUUUAAUUUAACACAUUAAACCUUCCCCACACAGUUUUCAGUCGGAUUCUUCUUUAUAUCCACAUUAUUUUUCUUUACACCUUUUUUCCUCUAUUGCCGGUUGGAUUUACAAAGGGCGUGUUUGGGCGAUCUGUACCGGGAGUUUCAUCUCCUGUACUUGGGCGACUCUGAGGAAUGACAGCAAUUGGAAAAGCACUGCGAUCCGCCUGAAUGGAAACAAUGGAUUAUAAAGACCUUGGACAUAAUUUGGAGCAGAAGCUGACUCUAACAGAUACAACUCUGCCCUUGCAGACGGAGACUCAGUCCAUCCCGAAUGGGGACAAAUCUUUUGGGAAAGACCUCCUGAGUCCAGAUGACUCAGCCUUCACAGACCUCUCUCCCAAAACAGACUCCUACCCCAAAACAGAAACCCCCACCGAGACAGAUGUCUCCAUCAAGACAGACGCCAGGCCAUCCACCCCGGGCUCCAACAGCAGCCCUCAGCCCAAGAAAGAUGUGAUAAGCUCAGAGCAGCGACAGAAACUUGCCAAGGAAAGGAGAGAGGAAAGAGCCAGAUAUAUCGCGGUGAAGAAGGCCCAGUGGCUGGAGAAGGAGGACAAGGCCCGGCGUCUGAGAGAGAGCCAGCUGGAAGACCGCCGGAGGAAGCUGGAGGAGCAGAGGCUGAAGGCUGAGAAACGUCGAUCCCUGCUGGAGGAGAAACAGAGACAGAAACUAGAAAAGAACAAGGAGCGAUACGAAGCAGCUAUCAAGCGGUCGACAAAGAAGACGUGGGCCGAGAUCCGUCAGCAAAGGUGGUCCUGGGCAGGCGGACUCAACCAGACCUCCCGCAGGGAAAGCAGAUGCUCGGCCUCCACGGUCAACUUGCCGAGACAGGUGGACCCUGUCAUUAACAACAGGCUGUCCAAAUCCUCUGCUACCCUCUGGAACUCCCCCAACAGAACCCGCAGCCUGCGUCUGAGCCCGUGGGAGAGCAAGAUCGUGGAGCGGCUCAUGACGCCUACGCUGUCCUUCCUGGCUCGCAGUCGCAGCGCCGCCACCCUCCUCAACAACAGUGACUCUCCCUCUGCCAGCCCGCUGAACGCUUCCUCCCACCACCGCCCGCACCAGAGCACCGCCGAGCGCUGGAGGGUCUCCUCUGCCAGCACGCCAGACAUCACCCAGCGUCAGCGCCGGCGAAACUCCACACCGGUGGACAAAAAGAAGAAGGAGAAGAAAGACAAGGAGAGGGAGAACGAAAAAGAGAAGAGCUCUAUCACAAAAGACAAGGUGCAGAAGAAGAGACAGACGGCGUCGCCCAUCACUACAACCCAGAGAUCCAGGCCAGAGAGCAGCACCCCGAAGCCCAAAAACAGACCUCCAUCGCCCGCGGCCCCCAAAAGUCGGCCCUUGUCCCCCUUGGUGCCAGCAGCAGCAGCAGCAGCAGCAGCGGCGGCAGCCAAGACGCCCACGGGCAAGAAGACACCUCCUCCUGGCACCAAGACCAGACCUAAACGGGCCCAGACGCCCGCCAGGGUACAGCCCCAGACGGUCACUGCGGUCACCGUGGAAACGGGCCACGAACCCCAGCAGCCCGACACUCCAGAGGAGAAGAAGAACUCCGGUAACGUUCCUGCCAUUGUGGUGUCCUCUGCGCCCAUUACCCCUCCUUCCCUCACCCCACCAGUUGUAGCAACAUCAUCUCCUGCUGUGCCGAGCGUCGAGCCAGCUGCCCCAGCUGCAUCUCCUGUAGCAGCCUCUGCUAGUAAUCCGACUCGUUCUCCUACACCCACCGCUGCAGCCGCCCCUGCAGCCACCCCUGCUGCUGCUCCCGCCACCCCGGCUGCACCAACCAGCAGGCCGUCAGCAGGCACCAACAACCCAGAGGAGGCUUCUCGCGUCCUGGCAGAGAAACGCAGACAAGCCCGAGAGCAGCGUGAGAGGGAGGAGCAGGAGCGCCUGGAGCAGGAGCAGAGGAACAGGAUUCUGCGGGAGGAGGCGAUGGCGCGGGAGGUCGAGGAGAGAAAGCGCAGAGAGGAGGAGGCUCAAUUCAUGGCUGAGCAGCAGCGCAUGAGAGACGAAGCUCAGCGGGCUCAGGAUGAGAAGGAGGCGCAGGAGAAAGCCAAAGCUGAGGCGGAGGAGAACGAGAAGCUGCAGAGACAGAGGGAGGAGGCUGAAGCUAAAGCCCGUGAAGAAGCCGAGCGUCAGCGCAUAGAGAGGGAGAAACACUUCCAGAAAGAAGAGCAGGAGCGACUGGAGAGGAAGAAGCGCCUUGAGGAGAUCAUGAAGAGGACUCGGAAGAGUGAUGCAGGAGAUAAGAAGGAUGUCAAAGCCUCUCCACAGGUCAACGGCAAGGACACAGAGCUCAAUAAGACUCCUGGAAACCUGCAGAGUCCCGCUGCAGCAGUGCUCAGCCAGUCACAAAGUGUGUCCAGCCCCGUUGUAAACGGCGUCCAGCCCUCAGCUCACCAGAACGGCGUCUCAGCCAACGGAGAGGCGGCUGACUUCGAGGACAUCAACCAGCUGAACAAAAGCGGUAAUCCAGCACAAAAUCAGAGCGGGCUGGUCGGCGACCCCAUCCUGGCGUUUGAGGGAGGAGAGCCAUUCCUGAUGAAAACAGGCCAGAUGAAGCCUCAGCAUGUUGCAGAGGUCCUGUGAGUCCCCACACAUCACAUGGAGAUGCGCCUUAUGUCUCUGCUUGAGUUAUGAGAUUCAUGCCACACCACAGCGGCUUAAAAAAUGUGUGUGCCAAACAAACUAUGAACUGCGCUGAAUUCACAUCUACAGUAUCUGCAGCAGAGGACAAAGAGGAGGAGAUGAACUCUGCCCGGAGAAAAGAAAAAAAAAAGUACUCAUCCGAAAUGUAGAAAAAUAAAAAAUGCAACAAGUAUUCUCUCUCUGUCUUCACCGCGUGUUUAUGGUGCAGCAUCUGUCAAGUUUUAUUGAAAUGUCACAUGCAGAUUUUAUGGUGCACCUUAAAGAUGACUGACUGUGUAACACAUUUUAGAAAAUACAUUAUAAGAUCCUGGAAAUACAUAAUAUUUGACAAUGGUUGUUAUUAUUACCGUCGUUAUGAUAUUGUUAUCUUAAGUUGAACAAUGUGUGUGUGUGUUUGUUGUUUUUGUCUUGAAUUAUUGAGUUAUUUAACAUGGGGAGCAUUGUAAGGACUGGCCACAGACAGUGUAUGUAAAUGUAUAAUGAGCCUGGCUGCCUAGGCCUCCUGUUACAGGGGAUCUGUGAAAUAAAGCUUUAUGAAAGGGACUCGUUGUGUGUCUG